UUUGCUGUUGAGAAUCGUACCUUCCAGGACAUUCCGUCAUUCCGUUUUUCGUGAUAAUCAUUUUUACCAUUUGUAUGUUCCUUUUGUAUAGUCUCUUGUAUUAAAUGAUUAAAAAAUCAAUGUAAGAUUAUAUUUAACAAAGAAUUGACGUUAUCCAUUAUUGAAAGAUAUAUUAUUGUUAAAUGUAACAGUUGCAUAAAAAAAGUUCAACAUCAAUUUUGGAGCAGAUUGAAAAUUGAAAUAAUGUGGAAUAUUAAUGUAUAGAAAUAUAGUUGUAAAGUGUGUGUUAUUUCGAAAAAAUAGUUAUUACAAUAUUAAAUGUACUUAAAUUCACCCGUUAUGUCCACGGUUGCAUACGUUCCUGAAGCUAGUCGUCUGCUGUGACGCGGAACAAAAUGGCGGCAGCUAAUGAAGUGCCGGUAGAAAUUAACCAGAGUGGCAUGUGUACAACGGAAAAUCAGACUUCAAAAAUGGAAUCAAUGGAUGUUGGAGAAUCAGCUCCUGUACCAGCUACAAAUGCUAGUGUACCACCAUGCAAAGAAUCUGUAUCUGUUGAAGAUAUGACAUCCAGAGAUUAUUAUUUUGACUCUUAUGCUCAUUAUGGAAUUCAUGAAGAAAUGUUAAAGGAUGAAGUACGGACAAUGACAUACCGUAACUCCAUGUAUCACAAUAAACAUCUUUUUAAAGGAAAAACAGUUCUUGAUAUAGGUUGUGGUACAGGUAUAUUAUCCAUGUUUGCAGCAAAAGCCGGAGCUGCCAGAGUGAUUGGAAUAGAAUGUUCCAAUAUUGUUGAAUAUGCAGAAAAGAUAGUAGAAGCUAAUCAGCUUUCAAAUGUUAUAACAAUUUUGAAAGGCAAAGUUGAAGAAGUUUCUUUACCUGAUGGUAUAGAAAAAGUUGAUAUUAUUAUAUCUGAGUGGAUGGGUUAUUGUUUAUUUUAUGAAUCUAUGCUGGAUACGGUGCUUUUUGCUAGAGAUAAGUGGCUUCGUGAAGAUGGAAUGUUAUUUCCUGACAAAGCAACUUUAUUUAUAUGUGGCAUCGAAGAUAGACAAUAUAAAGAUGAAAAAAUAAAUUGGUGGGAUGAUGUGUACGGCUUUGAUAUGAGUAGUAUAAGGAAAGUAGCCAUUAGCGAACCGCUAGUGGAUAUUGUAGAUCCAAAACAAGUUGUUACAAAUGCAUGUCUUAUCAAAGAAGUUGAUCUAUAUACUGUAACAAAAGCAGAUUUAGAAUUUUCAUCACCAUUUACUCUUCAAGUUCGUAGAAAUGAUUAUGUUCAAGCACUAGUUACAUUCUUUAAUAUUGAAUUCACUAAGUGCCACAAACGGAUUGGCUUUAGUACAGCGCCUGAAGUGCAGUACACACACUGGAAGCAGACAGUGUUCUAUUUUGAUGAAUAUAUGACAGUGAAAAAAGGAGAAGAAAUAUAUGGUGUAUUUUCCAUGAAGCCCAAUGCAAGAAAUUAUAGAGAUCUGGAUUUCAGUAUUGAGUUGGACUUCAAAGGAGAUUUGUGCGAAAUUCAUGAAACAAAUACGUAUCGUAUGCGCUGAUAUCCGUGAGCUUCUAUAUCCUUCUUUUACUACAAUAGUUCUCCAGACUGUUUAGUGAAAUCUGAACUUAAAACCCUUUUAUUAUUAUUGAAUUGUGCUAAUCAUCUACCAUAUUUAACAGUACGGUACAAGUACGGUAAAAUAUAUUUUACUCUUUUUUUACGACCAAUAAAAUCUAAUAAAAUGGUGUCAUUUUUACACAUUUGUAUGCUUUAUUUCUCUAUAAUAUUAUAAAAUAUAAGACGAUGAAUAGAUUUAUAUGUAGCAUUAUUUUUUACAUAAUACAUAUUCUUGUACCGUAUUAUCAAAAGUAUUUUUUAAAAAUGUGUUAAAAAUUUUGAGCUCUUACUGAAUAAUAUGUUACUAGAUAUUACUGUUACAAAUGCUUAUGUUUCUGAAAAUACUUAAAAAUUUCAAUCAUCCAAUAAGUCAAUAUACAAUGUACAUAGAAAGAAUAUUUCACUAAAAUAUUCUUCUGUUUUUCUUUUUAUUUUUUGCCAAGAUUGCCAUGCGUAUGUAUGACUUUCAUAUGAAUAAUAUUUAUGUGUAAUGAUUCAUCAGAAAAAAGCAUACAAACAUAUAAUCAGAUAGAAAAUGAAUUUUCAUGCAUAAUAAAAAACAAAAAAAUCUGUAUUAAAUAUUUUAUAGUAAGCAAACACAUAAAGACAAAGUGUAAUUCGUCUUUGUGAUAUUCAAUAAAUUAUAAUUGUGCGUGAAAAUUCUAACGUUCUAGUAUAGCCUUUGAAUUAUGUACUAAUAAUGAAAUUCCCUAAAUCAAA
This is a messenger RNA of Vespa crabro (European hornet), 2323 nucleotides long. It is a transcript of the gene Art1, whose product is annotated as protein arginine N-methyltransferase 1. The coding region runs from base 396 to 1544 and encodes 382 amino acids. Gene Ontology annotation, biological process: peptidyl-arginine methylation. The transcript is spliced from 3 exons. Gene Ontology annotation, cellular component: nucleus. Lineage: Eukaryota; Metazoa; Arthropoda; Insecta; Hymenoptera; Vespidae. Gene Ontology annotation, molecular function: protein-arginine N-methyltransferase activity. The record is from RefSeq and is a predicted model, not a curated record.